This is a messenger RNA of Sabethes cyaneus, 1125 nucleotides long. RefSeq lists its product as uncharacterized. Bases 178 to 918 code for a protein of 246 amino acids. Gene Ontology annotation, biological process: tail-anchored membrane protein insertion into ER membrane. Lineage: Eukaryota; Metazoa; Arthropoda; Insecta; Diptera; Culicidae. The record is from RefSeq and is a predicted model, not a curated record. The transcript is spliced from 2 exons. Gene Ontology annotation, cellular component: GET complex.
GAAAAACCAGGUUACAAAAAUUGUCAUUACUGGUAAAAAUAGGAUAUCGAUUUACGAUAACUUGCUCAUCCCUACCUCAUAAAUCACAAAAAAAAACAAUAGCAACAGCGAAAUUACGCUAGACUUCUGUAGUAAAAUACUAUUUGUCAAAUAGCCUGAUAUUAGUUAACCUUUGGAAUGGAUUCAGCUCCUCCGGAACCAGCGAAAGUACCUGCAACAGCUGAUGCCAUAGCAGCACGUCGGGAAGCUCGCCGGAAACGAAUCUUAGAAAAUUCAAACUCCCGUUUGACUAAAAUCACUGGCAGAGAACAUAAUGAACCGCCUGCUGAAGAUUUUACUGUAAAUCCAGAAGUAAUUUAUCCCGAUCCAGAAGAUGAACGUGACGUAUACCAGCAACCAGUGGCGAACCCGGUUUUUGCUGGAACAGCAAACCUACCUCUAAAUGGGGACAUAUUCCAAGAAUUUUCCACUCUGUUCGGUAGUGCCGCAGCCAACGGUACCGCAGGAACAUCCGUGCCACCCGUUCCAGAUAGUACUCUAAUUAGGUUCCUGCGAACAAAAAUUCACAUUGCACUAAUGGGAGUGCUGGUGUAUUUGCUUUUCGCCACUGAUCGACAGCAUCUAAUCGGCGGCAAUGUGUUCGUCCUGCUGCUGGGGUGGGAGCUGAUGGAAGUUUUCCUUUUAAAAACCUACCAACCCAAAGCAUCCUUCCUGGACGUGGUAUUCCUGCUGGGUGGUAUACCGAAGAAAUACUCGCAAAUGAUUGUCAAAUUUGCACAAACAAUCAACAAGGUGCUGAAGGACGUAGCGUUCUUUAUGUUCUUCUUCGUACUGAGCCAUCUUGUGUGGAGCGUGCUGGUGCUGGGAAUCGAAAUCGGCUACGUGUUAAACUAUGACACUCUUGAACCAGUCUCUUAGGAUAGAAAGGACCAAGCUUUGAAUAUGCUACUGCGACUUUUACCUUAAAAGUAAAUGCACCAAGUUUUUCUUUGGAAUCUAUCUAAUAACCUUUCGUCAAGAUUAAUUUGCGUAAGAGAAACAAAAUAACCAAAGGAACUAAGCAGGUAGAUACUUAUGCUGGUAUAGAAACAAAAAACGACUACUCGUGUUAAUCGCGCCGUCAUU